Messenger RNA from Ctenocephalides felis (cat flea), 1035 nucleotides. Its product is annotated as pyrimidodiazepine synthase-like. Gene Ontology annotation, cellular component: cytoplasm. The transcript has 6 exons. The record is from RefSeq and is a predicted model, not a curated record. Bases 139 to 915 code for a protein of 258 amino acids. Gene Ontology annotation, molecular function: glutathione transferase activity; glutathione dehydrogenase (ascorbate) activity. Lineage: Eukaryota; Metazoa; Arthropoda; Insecta; Siphonaptera; Pulicidae. Gene Ontology annotation, biological process: glutathione metabolic process.
CGAAGCUAGAUCGAUAAAUAAUCUAUUUAUCGUCAUAUCUUAAAAAUUAAUAAUAAAUUCUUAGUUAUAUUAAAUUUAGUAUUGUUGUGCCUUAGAUUUAAAUUUGUUAUUAAGUUUAUUUGUGAUUGAUUCGAAAACAUGACGGGAGUUAAACAUUUAAGUACCGAAUCCAAACGACCAGGACCAGUUCCUGAAGGAAAAUUGAGAUUAUAUUCAAUGCGGUUUUGUCCGUAUGCUCAGAGGAUUCAUCUAGUAUUGGAUGCAAAAGAAAUUCCAUACGAAACCGUUUACAUUAAUUUGACAAAUAAACCUACAUGGUUAAAGGAAGUUAGCCCUCUUGGAAAAGUGCCCGCUUUAGAAUUGCCAAAUGGAAAAGUAUUGUAUGAAAGUUUAAUCAUAGCAGAUUAUCUCGAUGAGGAAUAUUCCAAAAGGCCACUUCAAGAUAAAGAUCCUUUAAAGAAAGCAUUAGAUAGAAUUGUGGUCGAGAGAUUCAAUGAGACAAUUGGUGCAAUGUUCCGCAUCUUUCUCAACCAGGAAGGCCAAAGCAUCACCACUGUACUAAUUGGUUUGGAUUACUUCGAAGCCAAAUUGGUUCAUAGACAACAGACUGCUAAAGAUCCUGCUGCUCACUUUUUCCAUGGUACCAAACCUGGUAUGGUGGACUACAUGAUCUGGCCAUGGUGUGAACGUGCUGAUCUGAUGACCAUUCUUGCACAGCGUAAAGUUUUUGAACUUGAUUCAACUAGAUAUCCAGCUCUGCUAAAAUGGCGUUUAGCUAUGAUUGAAGAUGAAGCUGUUAAAAAGAGUAUAUUAUCAGCUGAAGUUCAUGCAGCUUAUAUUCAGAGUAAACGUGAUGGUGAUGUGAACUACGAAAUACCUUUAAAUCAGCCAACCAAAAAGGCCAGGAUGGCUUAAUCAAAAUCGAAUUUAUGUUUUAGAAUUGCACGAGAAAAAUCAACAUUCACACAAUUCACCUUAAAGUAAACCCAGAAACUGAUGAUGCAAGUACUAUUGAGAGAGUAUACAUAUAUUUAU